GUGCCUUGUUUAAACCAAGGAUUUGGUUGCCCCUUUGUAAUGACUCGAAAUAAGUUAGCUGAACAUUUACAGUACUGUCCUGCAAAUGUAGUAUGCUGUACAAUGGAGUGGAAUAGAUGGCCAGUAAACUAUGCAGAUAGAACAUCUUACGAAAACCUCAGCACAGAUGUUGAUAAAGUAGAACAGCUAGAUCUGGCUUUAGCUUUGCAAGAUCAAAGAAUGCUUCUGGAAUCUCUCAAAGUGGCAACGAUGAUGUCUAAAACAACUGAAAAGCUUGAACGUCAUGAACCGAUACCUGGUAAAGCAGAAAAUGAUAAUAAAAUGCUUUCAAAGGAUGUUUCUAGUGAUGAAGACUCUUAUAAUGCAUUUUAUCAAGCAACACUUGAGACAACAAAGAGUUUAGCUGCUGCCCUGGACAUAUUAAAUAACGCUACAAGAGACAUUGCUAUGCUUAAUGGUAGGUUAAGAGAUGCCAGUUCUGAGAUGAACAAAAAAUUUCAGAUUUCUGAACAAAAUGGUAGAUGUGAUAUAUUUAAAGAUCAAGGAUUUGUUGAAGAAUGCACUGGGGCUUCUAAUGACGUGAUGUGCAGUCCCUUGAAACAGUUGCAUCAAAAUGGUUCCAGUGAUUUCUGUCAAAGAGACUGUAGUGAUUUAGCUGAAUGUGAAGACCUGAAUAUAAAGCAAACAUCUGUAAUGUGUAAUGGUUUCCACAAUGAUGAAAAGGAUGUAUUUACUGUAGUGUCAAGACAAAAUGCUGGUAUUCCCCUAGAUGGCAGUAAAAAACAUGUAAACCAUAAUGGUUCUUUUCUUGGUGUUGAGCAUCUCUCGGCUACAUGUAUCAAAAAUGGUUCUGAGGAGCAAAUGGAUAAAAAUGGUGAACAGUGGUUCCGAAAUGUUGCUGUCUUUGGAAGAAGCCCAUUUCUCGGUAAUUCAUAUUGGUUUAAAGCUAGGACUGAAAGUAAGGCAGUAGACACCUCUGAUCUGGAAGUACAAGAGGAUCCUAUGGGACUCAAUCGCAUUGAUUUAGUCACAGCUGCUUUUUCUGUUUUGUUUAGGAGAGUCACCAGGAGGUAGAGGAAUUUCUGAAAGGCGAAAUGUAGAUUCUAAUCAUAUUGACUGUGGAACC
Staurois parvus is the source of this 1126-nucleotide messenger RNA. The record is from the annotation of a GenBank genome assembly. NCBI's taxonomy places the organism in Eukaryota, Metazoa, Chordata, Amphibia, Anura, Ranidae.